GCAGGCGGGCGGGCGCGCGAUCAUCUUCUUUUUUUAUUUAGUCUUUGUACAGGAGAAGUCUCUUAUCCCUCUCUCCGUCUCCGUCGUUCUGUCUUUCCGUUGUUGUACGCCGCUCUCUCUCUCUCUCUCUCUCUCUCUCUCUCUCUCUCUCUCUCUCUCUCUCUCUCUCUCCCCCCUCUAUCUGUCUCUCUACCCCUCUCCAUUUCCCGUCCUCUUUCUCCCCCUUCGCUAGGGGCUCCGGCUUCUUGGCUCUGCCGCCAUGGCGACGAUGGCUGACCUGCUGAACCUUCAGGAUCUGUCCGGGUACAUCAUCGCCGAGUACGUGUGGAUCGGCGGCCACGGCUUGGACAUGAGGUCGAAGCCUCGCAGCGUGAAGGGCCCCAUAACCUGCCCCUCGCAGCUUCCCAAGUGGAACUACGACGGCUCGUCGACGGGGCAGGCUCCGGGCGAGGACAGCGAAGUAAUCCUGUACCCCCAGGCCAUCUUCCGCGACCCCUUCCGGGGGGGCGACAACAUCCUGGUCAUGUGCGACUGCUACACGUCGGACGGGCAGCCCAUCCCGACGAACAAGCGCAACGAGGCGGCGAAGAUCUUCGAGCAGAACCUGGAGGCGGAGCCGUGGUACGGGCUGGAGCAGGAGUACACGCUGCUGCAGAGCGAGGUGAAGUGGCCGCUGGGGUGGCCCAAGGGGGGGUUUCCGGGCCCGCAGGGGCCGUACUACUGCGGUGUGGGGGCGGACAAGGCGUGGGGGAGGGACAUUGCCGAUGCGCACUACAAGGCGUGCCUGUAUGCCGGAAUCCAAGUGUCGGGGACGAAUGGGGAAGUCAUGCCGGGACAGUGGGAGUACCAGGUCGGGCCCGUGCAGGGCAUUGCCGCGGGGGACCAGCUGUGGAUGUCCAGGUACAUUCUGGAGAGGAUCACGGAGAAGGCGGGCGUGGUGCUGUCGCUGGACCCUAAGCCGAUCGAAGGGGACUGGAACGGGGCCGGGUGCCACACCAACUACUCCACCAAGGCCAUGAGAGAGGAUGGCGGCUUCGAGGUCAUCACGAAAGCCAUAGGCAAGUUGGGACUGCGGCACAAGGAGCACAUUGCGGCGUACGGGGAAGGCAACGAGAGACGCCUCACUGGAAGGCACGAAACAGCAGACAUCAACACGUUCAAGUGGGGGGUGGCUGACCGUGGUGCUUCCAUUCGCGUCGGUCGAGACACCCAGAAGAAUGGCAAGGGCUACUUGGAGGAUCGCCGACCCUCCUCCAACUGCGACCCCUACGUUGUUACCUCUCUCGUCUUCGAGACCACCGUCCUCUGGAACCCGCCGCAGUGAGAAAGCAUAGCAGCAGCGUCGUCGUACAGUCACAGGCACAACGCGCGCGCGCGCGCGCGCGAGAGAGAGAGAGAGAGAGAGAGAGAGAGAGAGAGAGAGAGGAUCCGUAGGCUUAUUCGUUUAGCUAACUAGGAGGAGACGAGGGAGAUGGAGGGAGAAGAGAAGGUUGGGUGGGAGAGUGUAAGAAAGGAAGGAGCUUCAGAGGAGCUCGAUCUCGCCGGUCGGUCGGGCGGUCGGGUCCUUGCUUGCAGCUAGUCGCCCACCUCCCCAUUUGUUGAAUGCCCAUUCUGUUUUUUGUACAAUAGAGGAUGGGGGGGAGUGGUAUGUAAGACGCACGUGAAAACAUCCAGCCAGGACGAGACAUUAGUUGUGAUUUUCAGAAAUGCUUGCGCUCCAUUUGGGCCCGGUGGGGGCCUCUGUCUCCCUCAGCACCCUUUUUGAAACGUUUAUUUUAAGCCAAGCCAAGUUCUGUACAUUUUGGUAUGCUCACUUCCUACUACUUCGACUAGGUCCGUGUAUGUAACCGGUUGGCAUCGUUGUCGAACGGGAGGAACACGAAGGAAAUUUCUAUGAGAGGGAGCUGCAUACGCGGGAUUAUGUCCCUUUGAUUCUCUCCUCUUUGUCGCUUCGUUGCCUGGGUCUUCGUUGGGGAGGUGUGUCCAUGAUUCCCCCUUCUCCGUAGCAUAUGCUGUGUUCGACCCCUUCAUGGAUGGCGGGGAGGGUGGGGUGGUGGAUGGAUGGAGAGAGAGAGAGAGAGAGAGAGAGAGAGAGAGAGAGAGAGAGAGAGAGAGAGAGAGAGAGAGAGAGAGAGAGAGAGUGUGAGAGUGAGAGUUUCUCAUAUUUAAUGCAUUUUUAUGAUGUUUUUUCUGUGCAUGCUUUGCGCUACUUCCUCGUAGCGACGUGAGGCAAUGGCUGGUUCUUUACUUCGCUGAAUGGUCGCGUGCGGAAAUUACCGCUGGAGUUGAUUAAUGUUGACGCACAAUGGCUCAUCUCCGCUGUGACGGCGCUGUUCAGGUUAACGCAUUUCUCGUUUAGCAAUAAUCGGUCUUCGAAUAAACGAGCUUGAGCAGU
Chara braunii is the source of this 2395-nucleotide messenger RNA. Lineage: Eukaryota; Viridiplantae; Streptophyta; Charophyceae; Charales; Characeae. The record is from the annotation of a GenBank genome assembly.